Messenger RNA from Yarrowia lipolytica CLIB122, 762 nucleotides. RefSeq lists its product as uncharacterized. Lineage: Eukaryota; Fungi; Ascomycota; Dipodascomycetes; Dipodascales. The record is from RefSeq and is a predicted model, not a curated record.
AUGGACACAAACGUGGACCUCAAGACGGAGUUUGAGAAGCGAUCCAAGGCGCUGGGCAUCAAGGUCGGCGGCCCCCUGCCCAACAACAACAAGGAGAACGAACACAAACCCUUCAUCUCCAGAUUCUUGACAGUCAAUACGCCACUCACCAACCACGUUCGGUCUGUGUUCCAACAGUUUGGAUCCUACGUUAUUCUGGCCUACACCAAGAACACGCUCAAUGUCUACUUCCCAGACAUCCGACACGCGGCGCUGGCCUUCUCCCGCUUUGGAGGACACAGAUCAUGUGUCUAUCAGCCUGUGGACGACACGGUCGUUAAAGCUCUGGGGAAAGUGGGCGUCCGUGUCCACGAAGGGACCGUGACCUGCAAGCCCCAGGAGUACAAUUGGUAUGCUCUCGUCGGGGAGGUCAACCGGAUCGACACCUGCCCUGACACUGGCGAUCUCAUGCUCGAGUACUACCUCUCUACUCGGGCUUACGACGCCCUCCGCAUCGACACCGACCUCAUGAAACAGUCGUCAACCUCGAGAAAGGAUGCCCAACGCGAGAAGAACAUCGUCACCAUGGCCGUCGUGCCCCGCAAAAACACCAUUGACCUCAACCGAGUUGCCAAUGGGCUGGAUACCCGCACCACUCUCAUGAUCCGAAACAUCCCCAACAAGUUCACCCAGAAGAUGCUUCAGGACUGGGUCGACGAGACGUCCAAGGGAACAUACGACUUCCUCUAUCUCCGGAUGGACUUCCGGAACCGUUGCAAGUGA